AAAAAUAAACAACCGUCUGGCUGGGGGUUGGCGAUUCAAGAUGGCGGCGCUGCGGCCGAGCCGUUUGGGGCUGGGGUCUCUUCUCCUCCUGCUGCUGCUCGCCGUGGGCGACGAGGCGGCCCGGCCCGAAUUAGAGCCCGUUCCGGAGUCCCUCUCCGAGUCUUUCGAGCCGGCGCUGGGGAACACCGCCCCUUGCCAGCGGACGUGCCAGAGCACCUACCCGCUCCAUACUUACCCCAAGGAAGAAGAGCUCUAUGCAUGUCAAAGGGGCUGCAGACUCUUCUCCAUUUGUCAGUUUGUGGAUGAUGGGAUUGAUUUGAAUCGGACCAAGUUGGAAUGUGACUCUGCAUGUUCUGAGGCAUAUACCUCUCAGUCUGAUGAACAAUAUGCCUGCCGUCUUGGAUGCCAGAAUCAAUUACCAUAUGCUGAACUGAGACGAGACCAUCUCAUGUCCUUAAUGCCAAGAAUGCAUCUUCUAUUCCCCCUUACACUUGUGAGAUCAUUCUGGAGUGAUAUGAUGGAAACAGCCCAUAGCUUCAUCACCUCCUCAUGGACUUUCUACCUUCAAGCUGAUGAUGGCAAAAUAGUAAUAUUCCAGUCAAAGCCAGAAGUUCAGUUCAUUGAAAGUCCUGGUCAGGAAACACAGGAUUUAAAAGAACCAUCAUUUCGCAAAGCAUCUUUAGAUCUGCAGCCAGGAGGUCCACAGACACACAAGGGAUUCUUCGACGAAGAUGAAAGUGAUAACUUCUUCAAAUGUGUUUCAAUAAAUUCUGGCUGGAUACUGACAACCACACUUGUCCUUUCUGUACUGGUGUUGCUCUGGAUAUGUUGUGCAACUGUUACUACUGCUGUGGAGCAAUAUGUUCCAUCUGAGAAGCUGAGUAUCUAUGGGGAUUUGGAAUACAUGAAUGAACAAAAACUGAAUCGAUACCCAACUUCUGCUCUCGUUGUGGUUAAAUGCAAAGCUGAUGAAGAAGAAGCUGGACCUCUACCUACGAAAGUUAACUUGACUCAGUCAGCAAUAUAGAUUUUAAAAAUGAAUUCAUUAUCUUAUUCUAAGACUUCUGUUAACUUUGGUGACUUUUUCCAAUGAAGAGGCUUUUGCAGGGGUAGUCAAAAUUCAGAUUCAAAUAAAGUUACAUAAUUGAUUACUGUUCUACUGUCAUGGAAUUCAAUCUCAUUUUCCAACAGUAAAGGAAAUUGUGUUGAGCAAAUGGGGUUUGUAGAGAAUUUACAUUUAUUUGCAUCUUUUUUUUUUUUUUGCUUACCAAAAAUCAUAAGUAUUGUCUAUACAUUAAGGUUGUGGUAUUUUCAAAUUAUGAACAUCUGUUGGUAUCAGAGUGCAUAUUUGGAAUCUUGUUUCUAAUAGUGUAAGGAAUUUUUUGUGGUCAAAGAUGCCUUUUAAGUUGUCUUCUCAGCUGUGGAUAAAUGAAACUAACAUGUAGAAUUGCUUAGAAAUCCUUAUUGCUUCAAAUGGCUCAUUUUCCACAAUAAGAGUACAUUUUUGUUGACCUUUGUGCCAGUUUCUGGCACUGAAGUACUGUGGGUCAGAAAUAAAACUUUAAUGUAUAGAGGAA
Molecule: messenger RNA, 1577 nt
Organism: Podarcis muralis (Common wall lizard)
Lineage: Eukaryota; Metazoa; Chordata; Lepidosauria; Squamata; Lacertidae
Gene: TMEM59
Product: transmembrane protein 59
Biological process (GO): positive regulation of autophagy
Cellular component (GO): late endosome; lysosome
Source: RefSeq, a predicted model, not a curated record